GCCUCUUUCUUCAUUUUCCAGUUGUAUUUUGCUUUCCUUUCUUCUUCUUCUGAACAGAAAUCAUCUGAUGAGAUAAAAAAACUGCAACAAUAUGAUUGGUAAAUUCUCCAUGAUUCCUUGUAUUUAAGUCUCUGAUGAUUUCUAUUCCAUUUUUUAUUUUUUUUUGGAAUUUGGAGAUGUGAGGAAUGCUUAUUUGGUCCGUGUUUCUGAACAAACCCUGACUGAUACUCUUUACCAAACUCUGAUCUCCUCCACAGUUUUGACUAAAUAUUUGCAAUUUCAUUAUUUCUUUAUGUUUUAAUCUUUGAUCCAAGUAUUUUCAAAAUGGUUUUCGUAUUUUUACUUUUAUUCCUGCACUUCUGCUGUGAUGAUUUAUGAAGAAAAUUCACAUGUCAGACUUCAGAGAUUUUCUAUGAGAACAACAACUCAUGAUUCCUGAGCAGAAGUAAAUUACGGACUUUUCCGACUGUUGAGGUAUUAGAAUUUCAUUUCGUGGAGAAAAGGUCCUCCUCAACUCGCAGCUCUAUGUUAGAGCACGAAAGUAAAAUUAUAAUUAAUAUUUACAAGUAAAAAUGAAUGUGAAUAUUUAACAAUUGAAUUAGAAAAAAUGGGAAAGCUGUUUCCUGUUCAUAAAGUUCUUCCAGCCUCCAGGCUCCUACUGAACCUUUGUAUCAGGUAAGUGGUGACAGCUGACAGAUGAAAUGAUGAAAGACAUUUGGCUUUAUGGGGGUAUUUCCUCACCCUAAAAGCAAGUGAAUCACGCAUUUAUGCGUAUACCAUGGACAAUUGGCGUUUCCCUUUUCAAUUUUUUACCGGUGAAUUUCUUAGUUUUAAAGAUUCUCAAUCUUGAAUCUUGAAGUGGAAUCAAAGAAACCUCCAAUGAAAAUGGUAUAAAGUGCAGUAUUGCAGCCAAACCAAUGCCAGUAGAAUGAUGUUACCCGAGAAAUUUGUGGCUUCAUUUCUUGCCCUUGUAUGCCUCUUCAUCUCAUCAGGCAAUUUACAGGUGCAAGCGUGCACGUUCUAUGUGAGUAACAAAUGCCCCUUUCCGAUUUGGCCUGCCACUGCCCCGAACCAAGGACACCCCGUCAUUGCCAAUGGAGGAUUCUACCUCCCACCUGGAAAAAUCAGAAAAUUCCAGGCCCCAGGGAAUUGGACAGGCCGAAUUUGGGCACGCACAGGUUGCAAUUUUGACUCUACAAACCACAAGCCUACCUGUGAAACAGGGGACUGUGAUGGAAAACUUGAGUGCAACGGGGCCAUAGGCCUCCCUCCAGCCACAUUAGUUGAGUUCACGUUGCAGGUUGACAAGAAGAAACCGAAUUUUUAUGAUGUCAGUCUUGUGGACGGCUACAAUCUGCCCGUCCACGUCUGGACGAAGGCCUCUGACACAAAAUGUCAAAUUGGGGGCUGCUCGAAAGAUUUGAAGGCUACAUGCCCAACGGAGCUCCAGGUCCUGAAUGGCCAAGGGGAAAUCGUGGCGUGCAAAAGUGCAUGUUUGGCAUUCAAUCUCGACUCGUUUUGUUGUAGGAAUGCGUACGGUAGCCCGGAGAAGUGCAAGCCUAGCGUGUAUUCGCAGCUGUUCAAGGAUGCUUGUCCCUCUUAUUUUAGCUAUGCCUUUCAAACGCCUCCUCCAUUGGCUAGUUGUGCUUCGGAUGAGUAUGUUAUCACUUUCUGUCCAGAAAGAUGGGGUAUCAGUCAUAUGUCUGAUUAGAUUGCUUGUUCGUUGACGGAAUAAAUAAAGAGGAUUGUUCGCCUACACAACAACAAUUUCCUCGGAGACAAGUCCAUAACCAAAAUAUAACGUUGGACUAUUGUAUAUUUUAAA
Sesamum indicum (sesame) is the source of this 1825-nucleotide messenger RNA. RefSeq names its product Pathogenesis-related thaumatin superfamily protein. Lineage: Eukaryota; Viridiplantae; Streptophyta; Magnoliopsida; Lamiales; Pedaliaceae. The record is from RefSeq and is a predicted model, not a curated record.